Molecule: messenger RNA, 999 nt
Organism: Scomber scombrus (Atlantic mackerel)
Lineage: Eukaryota; Metazoa; Chordata; Actinopteri; Scombriformes; Scombridae
Product: free fatty acid receptor 3
Exons: 1
Coding region: 1-999 (332 amino acids)
Biological process (GO): G protein-coupled receptor signaling pathway; positive regulation of calcium ion transport; response to fatty acid
Cellular component (GO): plasma membrane
Molecular function (GO): bioactive lipid receptor activity
Source: RefSeq, a predicted model, not a curated record
AUGCAGGUGAGUGGCAAAGAUUGGGUUGCUCUAUUUAUCUACUCCUUCACCUUUCUUCUGGGACUUCCUGCCAACCUGCUGGUCCUGUUUGUGUACGUGCGCAAGGCUCGGAAACGUGGCAUCACGCCCAACGUGGUCUACGCCCUCAACCUGUGCCUGGCCAACCUGGCACUCGUGGUCUGGCUGCCUGUUAAGGCACUGGAGACUUUUCUUCAAGAUUGGAGGCUACCACCACCAAUCUGCCCUAUUUACAGCUUCUUCCUUUACUCCUCGCUCUAUGGCAGCUGCCUGUUCAUCACCGCCGUGACGGUGGGGCGUUACCUCAGCAUUGCAUUCCCAAUUGUCUACAAGCUCUACCGCCGUGCUCGUAUCUCUUGCUUCAUCAGUGCUGCACUGUGGGCCUUGGUGCUGCUACACCUCAGCUUUGGCCUAGUGGCCGAAGGUGGGGCCAACUUUGUCAACAUCAAGAACGAUGCCUCAGUUUGCUAUGACCAUUUCAACGCCUCCCAGCUGGCUGUUCUGCUGCCCCUGCGCCUGGAGAUGGCCAUCGUCCUGUUUAUUUUGCCACUGAUUGUGACGUCCUAUUGCACACUGAGAUGUGUUACCUUAGUAUGGCGCUCAAAUUUGCGCCCUAUGGGAAAGAGAAGAGUUCUGGCUGUUGCACUCUCCACACUUGCUGUGUUUGUGGUGUGCUAUGCACCCUACAAUGCCUCACACGUUGUGGGGUUUAUAUUGAAGGAAAAUCUGGAGUGGAGGACAUAUGCUAUGCUUACAAGCUCCUGUAAUGUUUUCCUGGAGCCUGUAGUCAUGCUGAUGUUGUCACCAGCAGUGUCAAGAGGAAUCAUGGGAAGAAUGUGUGGAUGGCAAAGCCAAUUCAGCGAAAUCGAGGGGUUUCAUCGUCGUAAUACUGCCAACGCUAAAGAAAAUGUCAAAGCGCUGCCUACACUAUCGGAGAAAAGCCAGGCAGGGGUAGAGGUGACCAAAGUAAGUCAUGGCUGA